Messenger RNA from Anolis sagrei ordinatus, 2492 nucleotides. It is a transcript of the gene AKAP3, whose product is annotated as A-kinase anchoring protein 3. Gene Ontology annotation, biological process: intracellular protein localization. Gene Ontology annotation, molecular function: protein kinase A binding. The record is from RefSeq and is a predicted model, not a curated record. Gene Ontology annotation, cellular component: sperm principal piece; cytoplasm. NCBI's taxonomy places the organism in Eukaryota, Metazoa, Chordata, Lepidosauria, Squamata, Anolidae.
AUGACAGACAGCAUUGAUUGGUUACAGAGCCAGAGUGGACUCUGUAAAGUUGAUCGUUAUACACCCAGUGAUGAAGGAGAACAGAGUUGGACAACUGAUUCAGCUAAGCUUUUCCAACAAACUUCCUCUGAUCCACUAAAAGUGUUGACUUGGCUUCGAAAAGAUCUGGAAAAUUGUGAAAUUGGAGUACAAAAUGUGCUGAAUGCCAGUAAUAACGCAGGUGGUGCAAGAUCAAGGGAGACAUCUGUGGAGAGGCCAAACAUGCAGAAGCGAAAUACACAUUCCCCAGGUGAAUACAGUAUCUGUGAUGAAGAAUUCAGUGUCAAUGUCAGCUCCAACAGGGGCUCUCCUAACUUCCACUUGACAAUGAAGGGGACUUGUCAAAAGGGAACUAAGGAUGAAGAAAGUGACAGGUCUACAUCACCAAACACAAACCCUGAUCCAGAUGAGGUCUCUUUUUAUUGUAAUAGACUUUCUAACCUUGCCAUAGCAAUGGCACGUAAAGAAAUGAAUGACCGGUCAGAUGGCAACCCCGCAUGCAUACAUAAGUCCAUUUUUGCUUCUGGAGACCAUGGACACAGGGAUAUCGGAGUGGGUACAGAUGACAUCAAGCACAGUCCACCUAAGACGAGCGAGUAUAAAUAUGAAGGAAGCCCUAAUUCUAAGAAGAAAGCCGCAUUUUAUUACAAAGAGGAAGAAACCGACGUUCCUAACAAAAGUGACCCUUCCAGUGAUGGGGCUAAAGCUUGCAACCACCGGAAACGUUUUGGUCCAGAUGAAUAUACUAAUUCAUUAAGCAAAGGAAUAUUGGUUUAUGCUAACAGCGUGGUAUCAGAUAUGAUGGUUUCCGUUAUGAAAACGAUGAAAGUGAAAGUCAAUGACUCAAACAUAGCUUGUGCUGUGUUGAAAAAGGUACUGCUAAAGCAUUCCAAGGAGGUUGUGUCUGACCUGAUUGACUCCUGUAUGAAAAACUUGCAUGAUGUUACUGGAACGCUCAUGACUGACUCUGACUUUGUUUCAGCGGUGAAGCGGAGCCUUUUCACCCAAGGGAGCCAAAAGGCUUCCGAAAUUGUUCAAGCCAUGCUUAAUCGGUUACACAAUGCUUUGAUUGUACAAAAACAGGUGAACGAGAAAGCCAAAUCCCAGCGCAUGGCCUUCGCAACAGUUAAGACAGGUACAGGAACUGAUGGAAAAACUCAGAACAUGAGAUUUUCUGCCGCAAAAUCAGAAACACUUAAGGAAAAGGAAACAACUUGUGCAGAAACAGUUGGCAAUCAUAUCAUAAAGGAAGGCCUCUCCAUGUGGCACCAGAAACAACAGAAUGAAAAUGCAGGGUCAAAUUUCCAGCCAAAGGCAAAUUGGAAUGUAGAAAAUCAAGACCUUGCAACAGAUUCCUGGGCAAGAGACCUGAUUGUGACAGCAUUGAUGCUGAUACAGUAUCAUCUGCAUCAGCAAGAGAAUGCAAUAAAGGAAGCCGGUGAUAGUGGUAGAUUAAGCAAGACUGGAAACACUUUUGGGUUUAUGUCUCAAGACAAAAGUGGUAAUGCCCCUCCGUUUAAGCAUUAUGACUCAAUGAAAAAGAGUGAUGACGAACAAUCUGAAGCAAAUCCUGACAAUGAUAUGUCAAGUGUUGUAGUAAUGCUCAUUCAGAAACUCAUCAGUGAGACAGUCAACAAAUUAGGAGGAAAUGCUGGAACUCUGAUGGCAGAUGAAGCAUAUAGGGGUGCUUAUAAAUCCCCCGAGGUGUCUGGGCCUUCGGGCACUUCCGAAGUAGACCAUUCUUAUGACGAUGCCAUAUCUGGACUGACCAAAAUGAUUCUUGAUCAAUUUGAUGUCAACAAGACGGAAGGAGGCAGUGGGCCAUUCUUUGACAACCUGGUGGAUACAGUGACCAAGCUGUGUCUUAUGAUAGCCAAAUAUAGCAAUCCGGAAUCAGGUCUUGGAGAUAUAGUAGAUGCUGAAGAUGCCAGUGGACCUAUGUAUUCCAAAGAUAUAGAAAGUGGUGGAGAAAGUCGAAUAGGAUCAGGUGAAGACACUUUGUCCCGCCGCAAAGUGGUUGUAACCAACCAAAAUGCUCCUGACAACAUUCAUAAUAAACAACUUCAAGCCGUCCUUCAGUGGGUGGCAGCCUCUCAGUUAAAUGUCCCUGUGUUGUACUUCAUGGACGAUGAUGAAGAGACCCUGAAUAAGCUCCAACAACUCUCCAUGGUGGCGGUGGAAAGGGGCUACAGCGUAGGAGAAGUGAUGCAGGCGGUUCUGAAGUAUGAGAAGGAGCGGCAGCUGGGAGAGGCAUUGGGCAACUUUGUUCGGAUGCCCGUACUGGACUGGCUGCUCCAGAACCUGUGAACAAAGCAAGGCUUUUCUUCCUUCGCUGCAUAGCCUUGCCAGCCUAAAUUGUCACAGCACUCAUCUGUCAAAUAUGAUAUCUUGAGUUUUACUGACCCUACCCCGCUGCUGAGCAGUCAUAUGAAUAAAAGAAGGAAAUACUUAAA